Messenger RNA from Cylindrotheca closterium, 1335 nucleotides. The record is from the annotation of a GenBank genome assembly. Lineage: Eukaryota; Bacillariophyta; Bacillariophyceae; Bacillariales; Bacillariaceae.
AUGCCACGUCGAUUAUCAUUAAUUGAGAGAUUUGCCGUCAUUUACUUGAGUGUAUAUUUCGGAUUGGUUGGCUUGCAGCAUGUAGCAUUUCUCUUCAGCUCAUCGCCGUGGUGGCAUCAGCCUGCUUCCAAUACAUUGUAUGACCUACGUGAUAAGUGGAAGACACAGCAGUCAACCAUAGCCAAGGGUAAGCGUGAUGCUUUGCGGCCUGUUGGAAAACCUCAGAUGACGAUGAUGAGAUCAUCAAUAUUUUCAUCGGCAUCAGUGGCAUCACUAAAGGACUUUCACCGAAACACCAACAAGUCAUUUGCCUUUUACAAUUGUUCCAUUCCUGGUCAUCACUAUACAUUCCCCCAAGUCCCACAAUUCAUUAUUGUUGGAGCCCAAAAGAGUGGAACCACAGCACUCUAUGAAUUUCUCCAAGAGCAUCCUCAGAUUCAUGGAACCUCUGUCCCAGAGACUCACUUUUUCGAUUGGCACUAUCCCAAGGGUCGAGACGAAAGAAAUGACUUUCUGAAAAAGUACCAUCAGCUGUCUUUGGAUACUAAUAGUAAUCUGACGAGUGACGAAUGGCAAUGUGCGCUACGCAAGACGUAUUCAGACUUUUUCACAUCUUCGGAUGCUGAUAGUCCUGGCACCAAUGACAAUGACAUUCCUCGGGAUACCGUCUUUGUGGAAAAGACUCCAUCCUAUCUGUUCUUGGCUGAAACGCCUGCGCGGAUAUUGGAAACCUGUUUCUGGAAGCCCAAAGUAAUUGUACUGUUGAGAAAUCCAAUUGACCGUGCCGUGUCCCACUAUCGCAUGAACAUUGAUGUCAAGGGUCGGACCUUUGAAAGUCUGCUAGAUGAAGAAAUGGCUAGUUUCAAAUCUAUUGGAUUGAGCCAUGCCCCGUCAAGAAAAGAAUUCAAUGAAACCACCUCGGAGCAUCUUGGAUUUAAGGAUGUUCCCGUCUUGACAGCUGAAGAACAGAAGAAGCUACAUUGGAAGCAUUAUCGAAAGACCUUCACUACGAACUUUCUCCAACGUGGAAUGUAUAUUGUUCAGUUGGAUCAUUGGUUAGAACAUUUUGCGCUUCAUGAAUCAAUCCAUGUGAUUCACCACGAACGAUUCCUGUCAGACCCAAGUACGGUGUAUCAGGAGGUUUUGAAAUUUAUGGAUUUGCCAUCAUUUGAACCGGGCUACACACAGCACAAUGUGGCCAAGUAUGCACUAAAGCGACCCUUGUCCCAACACACUCGAAUGUAUCUAGCAGCCUUCUUUCGGCCAUACAAUCAGCUGCUGGCAAAGCGUUUGGGACCUGAAUGGGAAGGAGUUUGGGAUCCGUGGGAGGGGUAG